CCUAAAGCAAAUAUGAACAAAACAAGAAAAUGAAUCGGUAUCAUUCAACGUGUUACUUCUCUUUGGUUAUUAAAGGCAGUUCUGAAAAGUAAUGGAUCAAUCGUAUAAAUCAAAAUUCAACAAAUUCAAGUGCAGUGCAAAAAUAAACAAUCCAAAGUGCAACCGUCAUAAUCUACGGGGCAUGUCAUUAAGAUUGACAGAUAAGAUUCAUUCCAUGGGAUAUACACAUGAAAUCGACGAAUCGAUGAGUAUUUGUGAGUCAUGUCGUGGAUUGAUAAGUCACAACAGAAGCCCGAAUACGAAAAAACGCCGAUCGGAUGGAAACGACGAAACUAUGCAACCAUCAUUUAGUGGGCAGCAACAUCAUGAUGUUCCAGAACCAGAACCGUCAACGAGUGGUCAACAAAUCGAACAUGAGCUGGAUAUGGUACCAUCUAUUCCAUCAUUGGAGUCAAUUCCGUCAACAGAUCAACUACAGGGUCCCCAUAAUAUUGAGAAGUUUAAUACCAUUGCUGAAGCAUUGAGUUUAUCGCCAAUCUCAUCUAGAAACAUGAGAAGUAUGGAAUAUCGCAUAAACAAAUCAUUGCAGAUUACGAAAGCAGUUCGAAAAAAUAUCUUCGGAAUAGAUUCAACGGAUGUUGGCAAAGUGGAGGCGUAUGACGAGAUAAUUAUGCAGUUAAAGGAUAAGUUCAAUCACCCUACAACUGACAGAAGCGAACAGAUUAAAAUACUAUCUGUACUUCCUAAGUCUUGGUCGGUAAAUGAAAUCACAAGAGAGUUUAACGCACCAAUGUAUAUGGCGAGGCAGGUGAAGGAUCUUGUUUAUGAACAGGGUAUUCUUUGUACCACCGAAAAAAGAAGGGGGCAUGGUAUUGAUGACGAUACAAAACAAAUAGUAAGAGAAUUUUUUGAUGAUAAUGAUAUCAGCAGGCCAAUGCCAGGAACAAAUGAUUUUGUUUCUGAGGUUCGAAAUGGAAAAAAACAACAAGUUCAAAAACGACUUUUGAUGAUGUCGCUCAAAGAGGCUUAUAUGAUUUUUGUAGAUAUGUACAAAACUGGGAAUAUUGGUUUCACAGUAUUUACACAGUUGCGACCAAAGCAUUGUAUUUUACUUGAUUCUACUGGUAUACAUAAUGUAUGCAUAUGUACUAUUCAUGAAAAUGUAAAUUUAAUGUUCAACAGUAUAAGAAUUGUGUCACAAGAUGAAAUAAUACAAAAAAUGCUUUGCGAUAUUUCCACCAGAACAGAUAAUUGCUUUUUCCGUGCUUGUGAAAAGUGUGCUUGUAAUGAACACAUUGAAGAGGAACUUACAUUGAUAUUAGAAUCAAAUGACAAAGAAGAGAUUAUAUUUCAGCAGUGGUUGAAUACUGAUCGCUGUAAUUUAGAAACGAUUAUUAAACCUGUUGAUGAAUUUGUUCCGUAUCUUGUUGAUAAAAUUGACAAACUUAUAACACACGACUUUAUUCAUAAACAACAAUCAUCAUUUCUCAGAAAUAAAAAAGAUACAUUAAAGGAUGAUGAAAUUCUUGCGAUUUGUGAUUUCUCUGAAAACUAUUCAUUCAUAAUUCAAAACGCUGCUCAAGGAUAUCAUUGGAACAACUCGCAAGCAACAAUACACCCAUUUGAAAUUUACUAUAUGAAAGAUAAUAAACUUGUAAAUGUUAGCUUCAUUAUCAUAUCGGAAGUAAUGGCUCACGAUACAGUUGCGGUCCAGCUGUUCAUCUCAAAAAUGAUAGAUUAUAUGAAACAAUUAACGAACUUUUCUAAAAUUUAUUUUAUGUCUGAUGGGGCAGCAUCACAAUACAAAAAUAAGAAGAACUAUGCUAGUCUAUGUAGAUUCCAGUCAAAGCAUGCAUUAAGAGCAGAAUGGCAUUUUUUUUGCAACGUCCCACGGUAAAGGUCCAUGUGAUGCUAUUGGUGGCACUCUCAAGCGAAUGGCAAAGAGAGCAAGUCUUGCUCGAGAUUAUGGAAAUACCAUAACAACUCCACGAGAGUUAUAUAACUGGGCAGUUGUACAGACAGAUAAAAAUAUAACUAAAUUAAAUUUCUGUUACGUAUCCACUGAACAGUACAUUAAAAUGUCAGAAGAUCUCGAAGAAAUAUAUAAUAACGCUAAAACAAUACCAGGCACUCAGAAAUUCCAUAGUUUUUGCCUAUUCCUGGCGACAAAGUAAAGGCAAACAGGUAUUCUAAUUCAGAAGAUGAACCAAAAAUAUUUAGUAUAAUCGGAAAAAAAUAGAAAAGAACAUGUUUGAAAUUGGCUCUAAGACACAUAUAUAUAUAUUUGAAAAAUUCAUAAUUAUAAAUAAUUGUAUAUUUAAAAGUGCACUUCAAUACAUAUUGCGAUCAAACAUUACAUUUCCUAAGAAAAUACAUUUGUAAUAUUUUCAGUUUUUUAUGUAUAGGAAAACCCUUCCAAAUGAUUGAAUAAAUAACACAAAAUCUCCUAGAAAAUUGAGUUUCAUUGGAUUCUGGGAUUGUUAUGGCCUUCACUGGUUUUAUUGUUGAUAACAAAAUACACUGAAAAAAAAAAUCAUUCGAACAAGAAAAAGUUUUUGUUAGAAAAACUUUUUUUCCUUAAAAGUGCCUAUCUUGUGAUGUAUGGACGGUUGGUAGGGAACAUAAUUACCUGUCUUGAGACAAAAUUUCAUCAAAAUCAAAAAUGGUGUUUUUUUUUUAAUCAACUUUGAAUUUUUAGAAAUGAUUUUUUUCAGUGUAGGGCUCAUUUAGGAUUUUUUUCAGUAUUUUUUUCUUAAAAUUUGACUUAUUUUGUGAUAAUUACCCAUACAACACUUUUUUUUAGGAGUAGUCAUUUUUUGAUUAAAAACAUUUUUAAAAAAUCCAUAAAAAAAGUUUAGCCCUUUUCAAAAGUCAGUCGAGAAAAAAAAUUAAAAAAAUGAGUAUGCAAAGUGGCUUAUCUGGGCAAGGUCUACACACCAAGAAAGUUUCGUUGUAAUCUGAGAGGGUGCUGCCAACAUUUGUUCGAGUUGGCGCGAAAUCCGUCUA
Molecule: messenger RNA, 3006 nt
Organism: Aedes albopictus (Asian tiger mosquito)
Lineage: Eukaryota; Metazoa; Arthropoda; Insecta; Diptera; Culicidae
Exons: 2
Coding region: 92-1897 (601 amino acids)
Source: RefSeq, a predicted model, not a curated record